AUGAAUUACGGGAUACAACAAGGUGUCGUGAUGGAGAACAGAGGAUCUUCCAUCUUCAAGAGACGAAGCAACAAGAAGCAGACGAAGGAUAUUACUAGCGCUAGUACUAUUAGCAGUGGUACUACCAACCACCACCACCACCACCACCAGCACACGGCAUCCAUCUUUCGCAAGCCACAAGAAACAAAAAAGAAGGGCUUGAAGAGACUCUUAUUCUUCAGUUUCAAGUCAAAGUCGUCAAACAAGAAUCAUCACUCUUUGCCAUCUCUUACCUGCGUCAACGAAAUGACUUGGUCCAUCUCCUCGGACGACUCGGAGUCGUCGUCUUGUGGGAGGAGGAAAAGUUUCUCCAUCAGCUCGUGGGGUCAUUUGAGCUGUAACUCGAUUGUGGCGUCACCGCUCAGUGUCAAAUCAGGGAACAAACGAAAUGGCAGUGUGUCACCAACGUCUAGUACUAGUAGUAGCAGAAGUGGUGGAGAGGGACUUGAAACCAACAAGAACAACAACAACAACCUGAAGGAGGAACUCGUUUCCCUACGAGCCACCCUCAACGAGUUCCAAAAGAAUGAGUGUGAAUAUCGCAACAUUUGCGAUGAAUAUGAAGCUUUUGUUCAAGAGCAAGACGCAGAGAUGGAACAAAAGAAAUUGAAAAUCAUGCACUUGAAGCAAGUGGUAGAAAUGAUGGAUUCCAAGAAUGCCGAGGAAGCGAAAAAAUGCCAGGAUCUCGAACAGGACUUGUCGGAUUGCCAGACUCGUUGUGCUGACCAGGAGCGCACCAUCCGAGCCAAAGAUAUCAAGGUAACCAAACGAGAACGAGAGCUGCAACAACAAAAACGAGUGUACACGACACUCGUCUUGCAAAGCCAAGCGGCUACUCAAAAGCUUCAAGAGACGAUCACCGCACAUGAAUCCCACAUACGAAACCUUAAGGCUCAAUUGGAGGCAGCUUCCAGACGCGAAGGGCUCCAAAUACUUCAAAUUGAGACAUUCAAUCAAGAGCUGGAAACGGUCAGUGAACGCUAUCGACUCGAUUCGGCCAAGGCGGAAGAGAAAUCACAAGAAAACCAACGUCGAUGGACCAUGUGGGAAGAGUGA
Molecule: messenger RNA, 1095 nt
Organism: Cylindrotheca closterium
Lineage: Eukaryota; Bacillariophyta; Bacillariophyceae; Bacillariales; Bacillariaceae
Source: the annotation of a GenBank genome assembly